Molecule: messenger RNA, 1254 nt
Organism: Phycomyces blakesleeanus NRRL 1555(-)
Lineage: Eukaryota; Fungi; Mucoromycota; Mucoromycetes; Mucorales; Phycomycetaceae
Exons: 2
Coding region: 1-1254 (417 amino acids)
Source: RefSeq, a predicted model, not a curated record
AUGAAUACACCUCCUCCAGAAAGGUCAAAGCCAAUAUCAUCUUCUCCCUCAUUAAACACAUAUGAAGCACCCCACACACGCCCACGUCGUCACACUGUCGCACGGCCAGAAUCAGCACUAGGAUUGCUGUCUGGACCAGCUGCGGACGACGAUGAAGAUCAACAGGAAACCUUUGACCGGAUAUCUGACAUCCUUUCUACACUUAUCCAAGAAGCAAACGAAGCUGUCCAUGGUAUAGAAAGCGAACGGGCACGGCUAAUCAAGUCUAAUAAUUCCAUCGUACCCUCAAAGUUGCCACGGCCCAAGCGGACUCGCACUCCCAGCUUUCAUGCGCGUGACUUGCCAGAGUACUCUAUCCCAAUCUCACCAAUCUCACCUGCACCCUCACCCAUCCCCGGCACUUUCUCCAAGCGACACUCGCGUUCCAUGUCAGCCAGACCCCUGUCCUGCCCUGCAUUAGCUGUCCGGAGAUCAGCAACGCCUCGGUUAUCCAAAAGGAUUUCUUCACCGUUAAUUCAGCAACAAGACCCUCUUGCCGAGUCCUUCAAGAGACUUGACUCUUCCAUGGCUCUCGUAGACUCUCUCUCCCGAGACCUAGCUUCUCCAGUGACUCAGCAACCACAAUCUUCAUUACCACUCGACCCACGCUUCUCGGGUCUUUUGCUACUACCCCUUCUUCACAUCCCUCACGCCCUGAUUUCCAUGGCCUUUGACUCUCUUCCUUCCCAACGCCAUUCGUCACCGACCAGUCUUACAAGCAUGCUCACAUGGGCCUUUUUUUUUGUGCUUGCAAAUCUUAUGGUCGAUCGUCUAGUCGUUUCUACAGCUGCGCCUAUUCUUUGGUUAUCUGUUCGUACUCGCCGUCUUUCUCUCCCCGGCUCCUUCCAACCAUCCACAUUUCCUAGUAUCCUUCCUCCAACAUCAACAUCAACAUCAACAUCAAUAUCAGCAUCAGCAUCACGAUCACGAUCACUAGCAGCACCAUCAACUUCAUCAUUUAUAUCGUCAUCAUCAACAACAACGAACAUAUCCUCAGAUUGUCACUGCGAUACAGAGCGUACACGAAAACGACGCAUGUCCCGCCGCCCCAGUCAUACUAUUAGUACCAAAACACACAAAAAGACCUAUUCGGUUCAAGGUCCUCUACCGUCACCAAUCGAAACACAUGUCGCCAUUCGUCGCACUACCCCACAGACUUCCUGGUCCGUUUCCACCGAACCAAAACCUCGUAUUACCCGACGUUGCUCUUUCUAA